GGAAAUUGCAGAAGCUGUUGGCUGUUAACAACGUCCUGAAGAAAUACCUAUUAUUAAGCUUCUGGGGUCCUGAUGCCCACCCAGUCAACCCAUGGAGUCCUGAUGCCCACCCAGUCAACCCAUGGAGUCCUGAUGCCCACCCAGUCAACCCAUGGAGUCCUGAUGCCCACCCAGUCAACCCAUGGAGUCCUGAUGCCCACCCAGUCAACCCAUGGAGUCCUGAUGCCCACCCAGUCAACCCAUGGAGUCCUGAUGCCCACCCAGUCAACCCAUGCUAAACAUAUAAACACUCAUGGUACUGUUAGUCACUUUGUAUAAAGCAUCCACCAAACGGUAUAAUGUUGUGAAUCAUUUUGACAUCUGUAGAAUGAUCACUAAUAAACAAGCUGGGGUGGGAUGUACGUGAACACAGAUUUAAAGGGAAAAUGAGAGGAUAACAAGGAUGUUUCACUAACUGAACAGUGAUUAUACAGGAUGAUAAAGCAUGCAGACAGCAAUUACUUACUAUGACUUAGCAAUACAACAAGCUUGCAGAUGUUCAGAUGGUUGGAACAAGAGACAUUCUGCCCACACACUGAGCAGCAGCAAGCAAAGAUCUCCCAUGCAUGGGAUCCAGGAAUCAAAGAUGGAGGAUUUCCUGGCGAUACCAGGAACUGACGUUGGGACAUCACAAACCACUUCCUGGUGAUAAAUCACACCACCGACUGGACAAAGUACUCCCAGUGCUGCAGAACAAGAGGGCCACCUGCAAUGGGAAGAGUCAAGACGAUCUGAAUGCAUUUCCAACAUCUCAGCUGAAAGAGAAGGCUUCUCUUCCUCCCAUUCUAAAGCCACUGGGACCAAUCCAGACCAAGUCUGGUGUGCUGAAAGACAUCGACCUCCGUAACACCAAGCCGUUGAAUUUAGUCAAUGGAGCCAACAUGGCAGCCAAGCCGCCACUGCCUCCCACCAGAGCCAGAGCCACUGUGACAAACAAUGUUACCAAGAAUGUGCCACACAAGCCAGUCAGGCCUGAGGGCAGCCCUCAUCUUAGAAGGCAAGUCAGGAGGAAACACGUUCAUUUAAAGACUCCAACUAAACAUGUAGAUGAUCUACCUCCAAGCCUUGAAGAAAUAGAAAGGGAAGGCCACAACGCACAGAAUGAGAACUUGAUGGACAUUCUGAUAAGAAACAUAGAGGAAUUAACCAAGAUGCAAGAUUGUGAAGAGAUGGAUGCACAGAUGUUGGUGGAGAAGAUGGCCAAGGAAAGGAUUUUGAAAAGUGUGCGGGAAGAAAUUGGGGACAUCAAUCUGAUGCAGGAGGACCGUGAUCUAUGGGAGAUGAUCACGGAUUACCAGGAGGAGGAAGAACGGAGGAUGGAAAAGAGGGAAAACAGAGAAAUGACGGCCAAAGAGUACAGCCGCUAGAUCAAUCCCUAAAAGUGAGAAUGAGGACAAAAGGAUAGCCAGGUAAACUAGCUUGACAUCGCUAACAGCUGAUCUAGUGUAGAAUUGGUGUGUUUGUAGAUAUUCUAACCGAUUUCCUCCUAACAAAACUA
Molecule: messenger RNA, 1537 nt
Organism: Esox lucius (northern pike)
Lineage: Eukaryota; Metazoa; Chordata; Actinopteri; Esociformes; Esocidae
Exons: 4
Coding region: 606-1406 (266 amino acids)
Source: RefSeq, a predicted model, not a curated record